UCCAGUUUGGUGCAGUGUUAAAAGCGGGAAUGUAACGACAAACGGAAUCGAUCUAAGACAGCGUAUAUAAUACCACGAGGUGGAAUAAAUAAACACUUGAGCUAAGGACGAAGCGAACAAGAAGUGAGAAAUGCGGAAGCAUGUGAUUUGAGUUGAGACGACGAGUGUGUGCGAUUGAUGAGAAAAAUGAAGGCGUGGAGGAGGCUGUUCUAUGUUGCGGUGUUUGAGGCGGCGUUGAUCGGAAUGGGAAGCGGCCAUGACUAUUGCGAAGCAUUGUCGAAGGCCAUUAUGUUCUUCGAGGGACAGCGAUCGGGAUUCCUGCCGCAGGAUCAGAGACUGAGCUGGCGACAGAACUCCGGUCUCAGUGACGGCUGGAACUACAACACGGAUCUCACCGGCGGUUACUACGACGCCGGCGACAACGUGAAAUUCGGGUUUCCGAUGGCCUUCACCACCACAAUGCUGGCCUGGAGCGUGCUGGAAUUCGGAGACGUCAUGCCUCCCAAUGAGCUCAGGAACGCCCUCGUCGCAGUUCGUUGGGCCACUGAUUAUCUUCUCAAGACUCUUUCUCAGCCCGAUCGGAUUUUCGUUCAGGUGGGUGAUCCAAACUCAGAUCACGAUUGUUGGGAGAGGCCAGAGGACAUGGAUACAGCGAGGACUACGUAUGCUAUUGACGCACCAAACGCCGCUUCCGAUGUCGCCGGCGAAACCGCCGCCGCGCUAGCAGCGUCUUCCAUGGCGUUCCGGUCAUCAGACCCCGGUUACUCAGAGACAUUGCUUCGAAAUGCUAUUACUGCCUUUGAAUUUGCAGAUAACUACAGGGGUGCUUACAGUGACCAUGAAAAUGUCAAGUAUAAUGCCUGCCCGUAUUACUGUGAUUUUAAUGGCUAUCAGGAUGAGCUGUUAUGGGGAGCUGCAUGGCUAAGGAGGGCUACUGAGGACGAUAAUUUCCUGAACUACAUUCAAAGCAAUGGCAAAACUCUUGGUGCAGAUGACACCAUCAAUGAGUUUGGUUGGGACAACAAGCAUGCUGGCCUCAACGUCCUUCUUUCCAAGGAAGUUAUAGAAGGAAAAACGUACUCUCUCGAGUCCUACAAAUCUUCAGCAGAGAGCUUCAUUUGCACAGUGAUACCUGAAUCACCAAGCUCGACCAUGGAGUACACACCUGGUGGACUUGUGUACAGACCAGGAGGCAGCAACUUGCAACAUGCAACUUCAAUUGCUUUCCUUGAACUGGUAUAUGCCAAUUACCUAACACACACUUCAGAAGCCAUCCCUUGUGGCAAUGUCUAUAUCAGUGCACAAACUCUUCGCCAACAUGCUAAGAGACAAGUUGAUUACAUUUUGGGUGAUAACCCAAUGGGACUAUCCUACAUGGUUGGCUAUAGCAACUACUAUCCUCAACGUAUUCAUCAUCGUGCCUCUUCUUUGCCUUCCAUCAAGGAUCAUCCCCAGUUCAUUGCAUGCAAAGAAGGUUCAAUCUACUACAACUCAACAAAUCCCAAUCCUAAUGUACUUGUUGGUGCCAUUGUUGGAGGACCUGACGAAAAUGAUGAUUAUCUCGAUGAUCGAUCUGAUUUUAGGCAAUCUGAACCGACCACGUACAUUAAUGCACCUUUUAUUGGAGUGUUAGCAUACUUUGCUGCAAAUCCCAACUUUAGUUGAUGUAAUGAUGAUCAUCGUAUAUAGGAUUUUUUUUUUUUUUUUUUUCUGAAUGAAAAGAUGCACCCUGAAGAUGUUUCUCAUCUUGAGAAAAUAAUCAAUCAAGAGGGUUUAGGAAUAUUACUAAAUUUGAGCUCACAAAAGCUGCUUCUGACUUUUAUAUAGAAAGAAGGGGUGAUUACUUCUAAGUGUUCUAUUCGAGAUCGUUGACAUGUAAGGGUUAGUUUGUUAACUAUCUGAAAGUUAUCAGUGAGUAGUA
This is a messenger RNA of Vigna radiata var. radiata (mung bean), 1921 nucleotides long. RefSeq names its product endoglucanase 24. The record is from RefSeq and is a predicted model, not a curated record. Gene Ontology annotation, molecular function: hydrolase activity, hydrolyzing O-glycosyl compounds. Gene Ontology annotation, biological process: carbohydrate metabolic process. Bases 178 to 1665 code for a protein of 495 amino acids. NCBI's taxonomy places the organism in Eukaryota, Viridiplantae, Streptophyta, Magnoliopsida, Fabales, Fabaceae. The transcript has 4 exons.